This is a messenger RNA of Gongylonema pulchrum, 362 nucleotides long. Lineage: Eukaryota; Metazoa; Nematoda; Chromadorea; Rhabditida; Gongylonematidae. The record is from the annotation of a GenBank genome assembly.
AUGGGUGUUAUUGGUAUUCCGGAAGUUUAUUGGUACGGUAUCGAAUUUGAUUACCAGCUACUUGUUAUGCAAUUGCUAGGGCCAUCACUUGCGCAGCUGUACAAUUAUUGUGAUCGUUGGUUCACUGUCGAGACAAUAAAGAAGAUAGGAGAGCAGAUGCUACUGCGCCUGAGAAGCCUACAUUCUAGGGGUUAUGUGCACCGAGACUUGAAGCCAGAAAAUUUUUUGAUGGGUAUUGAUGAGGACGAAGAAACCUGCUAUCUGAUCGAUUUUGGGCUUGCUCGAUGUUACAGGUACACCACUGCUACUACCAUUCUCCGUACUUCAGUAGCUUCUAGCUGUUUUUUAAUUUUCCGCUGAAU